This is a messenger RNA of Acomys russatus (golden spiny mouse), 556 nucleotides long. Its product is annotated as cytochrome b-c1 complex subunit 6, mitochondrial. The coding region runs from base 109 to 381 and encodes 90 amino acids. The transcript has 4 exons. NCBI's taxonomy places the organism in Eukaryota, Metazoa, Chordata, Mammalia, Rodentia, Muridae. The record is from RefSeq and is a predicted model, not a curated record. Gene Ontology annotation, biological process: mitochondrial electron transport, ubiquinol to cytochrome c.
GGCAGGCCACCGGAUAUCCGUCCAGUGACCCUUACAAGUCCUUCUUGAUCCUGAAGCGGAGUAGGUAGCGAUAUUGCUCUUCGUGUUGAAUCCCCAGCAGCGUCUGACAUGGGUCUAGAGGACGAACGAAAGAUGCUUACCGGAUCCGGAGACCCCAAAGAGGAAGAAGAGGAGGAAGAAUUAGUGGACCCCCUAACAACAGUGAGAGAGCAGUGUGAGCAGUUGGAGAAGUGUGUGAAGGCCCGGGAGCGGCUAGAGCUGUGUGAUGAGCGUGUGUCUUCCCGGUCAGAGACAGAGGAGGAUUGUACGGAGGAGCUCUUCGACUUCUUACAUGCGCGGGACCACUGUGUGGCCCACAAACUCUUCAAAAACUUGAAGUAAAUGUGCAGAUUAACUCGCCUCAGCCUUGUCACUGGGAAUCAGGAACAGUCCUUGUUUGAACCAUUUGCUUGUAAUGUGUAUAGUAAGUUCUUGAGAACCGUGUUGAUUUGGCAAGUGCGUUUCUUCUAUGUAAUUAGCAGUAAUUCCAUCUUAAUAAACUGAUCUGCAGAUUUGC